Lathyrus oleraceus (garden pea) is the source of this 478-nucleotide messenger RNA. RefSeq lists its product as uncharacterized. Lineage: Eukaryota; Viridiplantae; Streptophyta; Magnoliopsida; Fabales; Fabaceae. The record is from RefSeq and is a predicted model, not a curated record. The transcript has 3 exons. Bases 10 to 345 code for a protein of 111 amino acids.
AAUUUUCGCAUGCUCGCAAUCGCUUGCAAUGCUAACCUCACUCACCCAUCGCUACCCAUCGCUCUUCUCUCGUCUCCCUCUCUCAACCUAAACACAGAAAAAAGAUUUCCGGUAGAGAAACGAAUAGGACGUUUUACCUUUGGUGGUGAUGGUGAGCUUAAACCUCUUCACUCCGCUAGGUUCCUCCUGCAGUCAACAAAAUCAAGCUCCGCUUCCAAAAGAUUAGGGUUUUCGGAUGUGGCCUCUAGAGCUCAAAGAAGAAAAUUUCCAGAAGUCUUUUUGAUGCUCAGAAGUGCUUUUAUCUUGUUUCACGCUACACUUCCGGAAACGGUUAUGGUUGGUUGAUUUGUGGUUUCGUCCAAUGCAUCAAUAUCCAUUGAUUCUAAAAUAUUCUGAUUUUGAUGAUUGUGUGUCGCACUGGGAAGUUGGGACUGCCAAAAUGUUGACUGUUGAAUAGCUGUGGAAUCGCUUGCACGAG